Molecule: messenger RNA, 246 nt
Organism: Closterium sp. NIES-67
Lineage: Eukaryota; Viridiplantae; Streptophyta; Zygnematophyceae; Desmidiales; Closteriaceae
Source: the annotation of a GenBank genome assembly
UGUCCAUUGGAGAAGUUUAGCGAGAGAAAAGAGAGAGAACUAGAUAAGAGAGAGAGAGAGAGAGAGAGAGAGAGAGAGAGAGAGAGAGAGAGAGAGAGAGAGAGAGAGAGAGAGAGAGAGAGAGAGAGAGAGAGAGAGAGAGAGAGAGAGAGAGAGAGAGAGAGAGAGAGAGAGAGAUACAAGAAGGGUGUUGUACCAUCUACAAUAGGAACCACCAUUCUGUAGUACACCUACCUAGCCUAUAUA